AUGCAUAUCCCAUCCUCACAGCUCCUCCGCGCAUUGCGCACCACGCUUUCCAACCCGCGCCCCAUCCCCGUCCUCCCCCGUCUCUCCGCCACACCCAUCCCAUCCCAUCGCAACUCCAGCACCGCCGUCCGACCCACUCGCAUGGUCCCCCGUUCUCACACCCACAAGCCCGCCAGCCAUGACCGAGGCCCACAGUCAGAUGAAAGUACCCAAACCGACUUCAACGCGUUGAACGUAUUGGGCGGUGUCGAGGCGCCUACCACCGCCAUUGACGCCUGUCUCGAUUCGGGAUUCCAUCUCAACAGCGGUCUGAAGAUUACUGGUGGGUCUGGUAUGAUGCUUGUUGGUGGAGAGGCAUUUUCCUGGAAGCCGUGGAAGGUAUCCGAGGGGAAAUUCGAGAAUGAGCGUGAGGCCAAGGCUAGUAUGAUCAACGCCAAGGGCCAGUUUGAGUUGAGUGAGGAGGCUUUCGGGUUGUUGAGCGUUGUUUGGCCGCGACCUGAUAUGCUCAUUCUUGGUCUUGGUGCCUCGAUUCAUCCUUUAUCGCCUGAAACGAAACGUCAAAUUAAUUCUCUGGGUAUUCGUGUAGAUAUUCAGGAUACGCGCAAUGCGGCGGCACAGUUUAACCUGUUGGCUACUGAGCGCGGUGUGACGGAGAUUGCGGCUGCGAUGAUCCCGAUCUCGUGGAAGGGGAGGUCAUGA
This is a messenger RNA of Penicillium longicatenatum, 699 nucleotides long. RefSeq names its product Mth938-like domain-containing protein. NCBI's taxonomy places the organism in Eukaryota, Fungi, Ascomycota, Eurotiomycetes, Eurotiales, Aspergillaceae. The record is from RefSeq and is a predicted model, not a curated record. The transcript has 2 exons. Gene Ontology annotation, cellular component: mitochondrial inner membrane. Bases 1 to 699 code for a protein of 232 amino acids. Gene Ontology annotation, biological process: mitochondrial respiratory chain complex I assembly.